Molecule: messenger RNA, 40672 nt
Organism: Cinara cedri
Lineage: Eukaryota; Metazoa; Arthropoda; Insecta; Hemiptera; Aphididae
Source: the annotation of a GenBank genome assembly
AUGUCAGAAUUAGUUACGGACAUUAUUAACAGUUGUCAUAACGAUUGUGGAGACCCGGAAAUUUUCACCACAGAAUACGUCUUUACAUACGUAUAUUAUUGUACAUUUAUGAAUUGACUAUAUUACCUACACAUGGUCAAUCCGAUACAGCGAUACUCAAUAAUCGUCUAAAUGUACGACAUUGCCUGGUGACGUUACGGUAGUAUACGGAAAUUCGUCGCGCGUGUACCGGCGGUGCCGCCGGCCGCGCGUCGGCAGUCCGCGGGCAGCUUAAAAGCGCAUUACCCGCGCGGGGAGGGGGGCGCGUAGAAAGCUCCACCCCCGACGACGGCGGACGACCGCAGCCCGUGUCGCGCGUAGUUUCCCGCGGUUUUUCCUUUUCGUCGCGCGGCUCCGUGUUCGCCGGUCCGUCCGCAACCGCAUUGUUGUUAUUGUUGUUACCGCGCGAUCACCGGCAGCAGCGGCCGUCGUGCGCCCGGUCCACUCGAACGCCGCAACGAACAACAACGACAAUAAUAAAUAUCAUUUCGUUUAUUUUCCCCGCACAUAAUACGCACUCGCGUGCCGCGCACAAUAUUCGCCGUACCCAUUGUGCCGUCGCACAGUAUAGCGGCCGUCGUCGUCGGAACACUUUCACCGCGCGAGUCCCGUGCCGCCGCUCCGUGUACCGCAUACGGACCCGUCGUUCCGGCCGUUGUUGUCGUGUUGUUGUUGUUGUUGCUGUUGUUGUUGGCGCGCGUCACCCGCGGCCCGACGGUUUGUGCGCGACUGGCCGUCGGUUGCGCGCGCGUAUUUCCGCGGCUACCGGAUACGACGACGGCCGGCGAUCGCGCGCGUGCGAUAACUGUUCGUUAGACGACAAACGCCGCGAAUUCCGGUCGGAUAGCGUUUUCGUCCGUUCGUUUUUUUUUUUUUUUUUUUUUUUUUUUUUUUCUUAUCGUAUUUUUCGCGCGUCCGCGUGCCGAUCGAGUGCGCUUUUUGUUGUUUUUUUUUUUUUUUCUAUCUAGCGAUUUUCCCGUCGUCCUAUAUGUGAGACGACGCGAUGAAGACCGCGAACGGAGAGCUCCCGACGACCAAGACGACCGCUACCACCGUCGACGAGACGACGACGUCCGGAGAUAUCGGCCGGCUGCUGCAGAGUUCCGCUUGUGCGUUUGUUGUUCGCGGCAGGUAAACAAAAUGUAACAUAUUAUUAUAACAAUAAUUUACGUAAAAAAAAAAGCCAAUCUACGACAACGUAUCAAUAAUGUCGAUGUAUUCUGUCGGUCAGUAUAAAAACUGCAGUAAACGCGUGCGAUUUUUAUUUUUUGUAUUGGUUGUCGUUUACCAUAGUCGGCACGUGCGUCGACGGUAAAUUGAUAUUUUGUUUUUUCGUUUUUACUCUACCCGUUUUACGUAUGCGAAACGCGUAAUAUUAUUCAGAACCGGAUAAAAGUCCGGUGUUUAUAAUAAAUAUGUAAUAGCCGAUCGGCCGGUCAUCGGUCGGUAACACGCGCGGAAAUAAUACGUAUGGGGAGAUGGAAAAAAAAAAAAAAUGUUGUACCUAUAGGUUAGGUUAGGUUAGGUUCGGUACGGGUACGAACGAAAUUCCGGAAUACGCUCGCGGAGCCGUUAACCGCGAUAAAAACAAAAUCGCAGAGAUCCGAUAAGACCACGGCAUCUGUCUGCGUUAGAUUUUAUCGCAGUUAUAGCCGUCUAUUAUUCUGUACGUUUUUUUUUUACCGAGUUUCGAUUUUUCGCUGUUUUUAAGAUACGGGUCUUAAAUGCGAUUUCAAUAUCGGGGCUUUUAAUGUACUAUUUUAAAUUCUGAACGAAGCGAGUAGGUGAAGGUGUAAUGAUAAUAUGUGAUUUUUUUUGUGUCUGUAAAUAACAAAUCUACGUUGUUUCAGCUCUUCCGAACAAUUUGGAAAUUGGCGACUUUAAUAACAUUCAACCGACCAAUUUUCCUUUGUUUUUCGAUACCCACUGUGCAUUGUACCGAUGUGGACAAGACUGUCUAAAUAUAAAAAAAAAAAACAAAACCACAAUUAUAUAUUAAUCCUUGCCAUUACACAUUCUAUAGACGGUAAUAGGUAUACAUAUUUAUUAUCUACAUACUUAAAAUAAUACAAUUGGAAAGCUAAAUAAUGAUAAUAAUUAUUUUAAAUUGAAAUUUGUUUUCCCCCUUGUAGAUAGUACCUAAAUAUCAUACAGUCAGUACAAAAAUACUAAUUAGGCAGUCGUCUGAAAUCGAAUAAUUCCGAACCGUGUAUUGUAAUCGAAACCGAGCGAAAAUUGUUCAUUUGAGUUUAGUGCAUAAUGAGCAACACAAUAAGGGUAGGACGAAAAAUCCUAUAGUAAUCAAUUAUAAAUAUACGCAAUUUUGUCAUGAAAAAUAUCAUCUUUUUGCGCUUAAAUAAAUUGCCGUCUUCUUUUUUUGUUCCCCUUCGCCUUCAUUCUGGUUAUUUGUGUUUGGGUCGGACAACCUUUGUCGUCAUUUUCUAGUUGACGCAAUCAUCCUCUUACACACACACACCGGCUUCUUCGUUUUGUUUUUAAUUUUAAAAUUUGUUGAGUUAUACAAAAGAGCGUAUAAAAAAUGUCCUAAAAUGUUCGUUAAAACGUAAGAAAUCCUAAAAUAUGUAUGUGCAAAAAUAUGCAAAUUAAAUUUUAUAUGCAGAAUCGUUAGAUUAAAUGAAACACGUUUCGGUAUAAACCAGUUAUUUUUUGACCAUUUUUUCAUAAUAUAUGUAUAUAUAUAUAUUUUGAUAAAAUGUAUCAUUUCAUAAUCUUUUUUAAAAAAAUCAGAGUGAAAUCAUUAGUCACAACGUGGGUAUAAUGAACUCGAAAUUGUUUCUUUUGAAAUUUGUUUACGGGCUAUAAUGGAUUUAGCGUAGUGCACAUUACAAUUAUAUUUUAAAUAUUAUAACUAGGUAUUUGUUAGGUUAGUUCAAAGUAUAAUACGUCGCUGUGGGUGAUUUUGUAUAGUUGUAAAAUAAUAUUAUUAUAUUAUUAUUCAUAAGGCCCUAUAACCUAACCUACUCCAGAUAAAAUAGCUGCAGCCUUGACCUAUAAUAUAAAAUAGAUACGUAUCACUGCCAAAUAUAAUUAUUUUAAUAUUAUUUGACUAAAUAGUAUUCAAAAUUACCACUUUUGUUUUCGCCAAAUAUUAUUAUAAUCGAAUAGAGAAAUUAUUAUACGACUGCAGAGCAAUUCCAUUUUGAAAAUUAUUACAGGUUAUACAAUAUAAUGUAUUAGGUAUUGGAACAUCGUAACAUAAAAUAUGUUUAAAACAUACUUUACCGAUGAAUAAUUACAAUAUUAACCAUUAUUCAUAUUGUUAACGCAAUUGAAAAUUUUGGAGUUACCGUUUUAAAAUUACUUAAAUCUAAAUAGCUAAAUUAAAAAGCAGUUUUUUUUUUUUUUUUAUCACGAUCCAGCAAUUAUUUAUGAAUUUCACGAAGAUUCUGUGAAAUACAAAAAUAGUAUUAAAAAAAAGAAACUCAUUAAACUAUGGGGGAGGGGGGGAGAAUUCAAAUUUACUUAAAAUUCCUAGAGAACAUCACUGGAUUAUGAUCAGAAAAAUCACACGGUAUUGUAAAUUUGAAUUGAUAUUAAUUUUUUUAGUAAGAAACAGUAAUACCCAAAGGGUAGGUAAUUUAUUUAGUGUAUUUACUCACUGAAAAUUCGGGAAAAUAUUUUUUGUUGGCUAUGGAGUGAAGAAAACAACAAGUUUUCGCAUACAAUUUGUUGUUUUGUAUGCGUACUAAUUUACCCAAUUUACCGGUGUAAAUGUCCAUCACCACCCUGUAGUGAACGAAAUAAUUUUUCCUGUCCUGUGAUUAAAAUAUGCAUACUAAUUUUGAAUGAAUUACCGUAUUAUCAUAUUGUUCGUUUAUUCUGGGAUACUAUAUACAAACUCUAGGCGGUCUAUUCCAUUAUAUUACAAAGUGCUUAUACUGAAACGUAAUAAAUGGACGCAAAUGGAUUGCCGAACAGAAUUUUAAAAGCUACGGCCCCCGUUGUCGCGGACGUUUCGCUAUAUAAUUUAUGUUUUUGCAAGUGGAACGAAUAGACUUUUCGAGGAAAUCAUAAGUUUUAAAAAUUUAAAUAUACGUAUAAGAACAAUUAUAAGAUAACCUAUUAUUAAAUAGAUUAAAUUCGGUGGUCAUACAUAAUAUAAAUUGUUUAUCAGCGAGGCUCGGAUUUUGUAGCAUUUUGCUAAUUAUUAUUGGGAUACUUGUACAUAGAUAAAAAUAGCAGAAUGAUCAGUGAGUUAUACGCAUUUGUUUUGUUUGUUUGCGAUUGCGAAUAUACUAACAAUUUUAUUUUGCAUAUUUGAAGCUUUUUUGGUGUUUAGUGCUAUUUAUCAAGUUUUCAUGAAAUGUUUUGCUAUAAUAUAUUGAGUAUGAUUUAUAUGGCAUUUUUUAAUUAUUCUGUUCUUUUUUCCAGAUAGUUUUGAAUAGUUGCAUUCGAUCGAAGUCAUCAUUCAUGGUUAUUUUAGUUUAUGUAUUAAUAAAUAAAAUAAAUAAUAAAUAAAAUGUCUUUAUUGUACAUAAAUUCAUAAUUUAUUGAUUCAAAAUAACUAAACAAUUGUUAAUACAAAAUAAUAAACAAAACAAAAUUUUAUUCAAUUUUUUUAAAUUCAUUUUUAUUUUGUUUUUAGGGUAUUUUAUAGCGAACAUGUCAGUACUUUUUAGUGCUUUAUAAAUUCUCAAGAUAGCUGUUUAUCAGUAUCAUCUCUGUGAGAACCGAUAGGAUAUAGUCUUAUUGCAGAUGUAAUUUAUUUUAAAUAUUUAAACCAACAUUAAAAUUACUAAUUAGAUUUAAAAAAAAAUAUAUAUAUGAUUUAGUAUAGUGUUCAGAGUUAAAAGUUCCACUAGGUAGGUACUUAAUAUUGUUUAAAUUUCUUUUCGAUAUAUUUUUACACUUUUUACGAUUUUCAGAGCGUCGAAGUUAGAAUUUUGAAAAAUUACUUGUCGUAAUGCACCUUUCGUGUCCAAUUAUCUAAAUCUAAAAAGUUGCCCGAUAAACUUUUUAAACAUUUUUUUAAUGUUCCUGAAAGUAUUUUCGGUGACAAAAAAAGAAUAAAAAAUAAAAAUAAAACCUUUUAAAACUAAUGGUCUUCCUAUUCUCUCCAUUCGGAAUUUACAAAGUAAAAAUAAUAAUACGUGUUUGUUUUAUUAAAAUAUUAAUAAUAUGACGCGCAGUGGUAGAUAUACUUGGUAUAAAUUUGUGGUUUGUAAAACUUUGAUUGUUUUUACAUUAUAAAAUAAUUUUCUAUUUAGUAUACUUACAUGAUAAUGCAUAAUAAUUAGACAAAUUAGUAGAAUUUUAUGUACAAGAUACAGGAGUUGCCGUUAUUUCAGAUUCUGAGUGAGUGAGGAAUAUGUAUCUAUUGGUUUUACUAUGAUGUGUUAUUUUGUUUGUUUUUUGGUGUGUGUAACUUUUACGCCAGAAAUUUUGCUCCGAUUAAAUUUUUUUAACGAACGCACGUUGAAUUUUUGAUCUGAUUAUUGCACGGGGAUGUCAUUUUUUUAUUAUUUUUUUUUUUGUAUAAUUUUCUUAAUAAAUGGAAAAAAAUAGAUUGAAAUUUGUUUGUACAUUUUUUCAUUAAAUUCUGUAUCGCAAUAAUGGAAAAAUAUGACUAGUAAUUAUGACUAGUAAUAUGACUAGUUUUGAUCAGAAUCGAUUUUCGUUAACAAUGAUUCAUAGUUGUGUACAGAUAUAAAUUAAAUUACGUUACUUAUCUUAUUUUACAACUUCUCUAUUAAAUCAGUGACACGUCCAUCAGCAGUACCUAUCAGUUUUGUUUACGUGACAAAUUGUUGAGCAUGUUAAUGACUAAAGAAAAAAGUAAUACAAAUUAAAACAAACAAUUCGAAGUUAAAAGUUUAACAUUCUUCUGAUUUAAAUUGGAACAUGGUACAUAUAUUUAUAUUUUCGAUUAAAUUCGUUUUGUUAAUGCGUUGCUAGUAGAAAUAUUAAUAUCUUAAUACAAUUAUAAACUAAAAACAAAAUUAUUAAAAUGGUUAAUACUCGUAAAUAAAUUAAGUUACUUUAUUAGUAUCUUGUUAAAAUCAUAGAAUUUUUUCGUUUUUUUUCUAGUUUUUAUUUUUUUUUUUUAGUUUCUAAGAUAGUAAAAUAUUCGAGAAUAUAACUAUAACAAAACGCAAAUAUACAUUUUACAGUUUUUCAUCAGUUUCACGCGUUGCUUUAUUAUCAAAAUAUAUGUUUACUUCUUAUUGAAGUAAUAACAGCCAACGGCAUCGUGAGUUUUGUGUGAAAAGAAACGAUGGUUAUAUAGUUACCAUAAAACAUCAAAAUAUAAUUUAUAUCGCGAGAUUGUACUUUUUUAUAUUUGUUUUGUCCGCAACAUAAAGAAAAAACAAACAAAACUAUUAAUAAUAUUUCUCUUAUGCAAAUACAUUAUAUUUUUCUCGUUAUCAUUGUAUUCAUCCGCGUCUACUUGUGGAUAGUAAUAGCACGGCUGCACUAAAAGUAUAUUGAGAUAUAUCUACGUGAAAAAAAGGUAAAAUACCUCUACCUAUUUGAAAAAAAAAGAGAUUCUUUUUAUAUGUUUGUCCCGCACGUUUUCUAUAUAUUUUAUAUUGCGUUUGAAGUGGUUUUUUUGCCCUAUAUAAAAACCGAUGUUCUUUUUUCGCGUAUAUAGAAACUCGUAAUAUUAUAUUGUAUUAAUAUAAUAAUAUAAGCGUGGUUGCCGUUUUCCCGUUUAUAAAAAACGCGAGAGGUAAAUGUAACAAUUCGUGACGAUAUAGGACAUAUUAUAGGUACCUAAAGGAAAUUCGGUCGUUUUCGUGAUAACGAUAACUGUUAUAUAUUUGGUUAGGCCUAAAACGCCGUAUACUUGUAUCGUUUUCGAGGUAUUUGAAAAAAAAAGUUUAUAAAAAAUAAUAUAGACAUUCGGGAUAACUAUUAAAUUCAAUAUUGGUUUCGUCGUCUGUUUUUUUCUCUUUUUUUUAGACGUUAUUAUAGGACGGUUUCUGUGGAAACCUAUACGCUAUUUUGCAACGAUUGCACAAGCAAAGCGAUAUAGGUAUACACGCGCGCAGUGCUGUGCGUUUAAACGGUAAAUAAACCGCUCGAUGUGAAAGUUCAUCGGAUUUUCAGUGAUAUUUUUUGCGCGUAUUUAAUACAAGCUGUGUAUGUGUGUGAAUUAUCGUCGAUAAUAUUAUACAGAGUGACCAUUAAAAUCAGCGAUUAUCUAUCGAUAUGGGUACGAAGAUUUCGAGUAAAUUUGAUUCGGGGUUUUUUUUUCUUCGGUUAUAUUUCGUAAUAGAAUAGCGUUUGAUCUUGUUUACUGCACUUAUUGACUUUCGAUUAUCUCCCGCCGUUGUCUGCAUUAUUCUAAAGAGAAUAUCUUAAAAAAAUAAACAAACAGAAAACAAUGUUGAUAGACCGCGGAAGAAUAUAAUGUAGGGAAAAUUUGUUUGAAAAUCAUUAUACGAGUAUAUGCGAUAUGUAUUUAUGGUGGAAUAAUAAGAGUGAAAUUCGGUAAAUAUUUAAGAAAUAACAAUAACGAUUUAUGUGUAUACAUGUUAGUAUGUUACGGUCCAAGUGGAAAAAUUAUCAUUGUAAUUACUGAUCAGGAAUUGUAUACUAUUCCCGAAUUUUUCAAGCCACGUGGAUAAUUACAUACACAGACUAGACAUUGUGUACAAUUACCAAUACUGCCAGUGCCAAAUGCAAAAGAUGCUUAAUAUGUUUAUUAUAGCUUUACACUAAAUAUCAUUGUAUGCCAUUUGUGGACACAAGUUCAGCGGUCAAAACCUUGACCUCCUAGAAUGGAUACCAGUCUAGCUAUAAUUUUGAGUGAUAACCACGGAUUGAUAUCCGUGAACAUACCAUGAACACUAACAAAUUCUCCCUUGCAAAUUGAUUUCUACUAUAACGAUACUGAGGUUUACCUUUGGUUGUGCCUAAUUUGUAUUCUUUGCAUUCUCCGUAAAUAAAUUUUAAUUACACAUUAGUUAACAUGUUAAAAAAAAAUGUAAAUUUUUUCGCUUAUAAUACCUGACAUAAUUAUACCUACGCCUAAAAUUGAUAGUAAGUUGCUUCGAGCUCUGUAUACAUCUGGUAUUUUUAUUUUUAUAGAUUGUCCAAUUUUUCCUUAACACAAUUUUGAGAUAGAUUUAAACUUAUCAACUUGAAUUUAUAUAUUUUUACAGAUUCUAUUCUUAGCUAUCCGACAUAAAAUUGUGAUAAUGCGUCAAGAUUAUCAGCUUAUUAAAUUAUAUUUUCUUCAGUACAUCAAAAUCGAUGUUGUUUAUCUAUUAAUAACCGUUUAUACAACGGUCGCACCAGUUAUAAUAGCAUUGUAUACAAUGACUAGUCUAUAUGAGAAAUAAAUAUUUAUAAUAUAAACUGCCGAAAUAUUCCAUGCAAUGUGUACAAUGCCCGGCCAGUGUUUACAAUGGACGAUUUUUCCACUUGGACCGUAUUAUACAUAUAUAUAUUUAAAAAUAAAAAACUAAAAUCAACUACAUCCGUCAUCUAGGAUGCGAAAUCAUGCAGAACGAGACCCAGAAACCGAAACCAGCCCACUGGAGUGGACGGAGAAAUAAAAUCGUGAAAAAGCACGUCAAUCUACUAUAAAUGGCAAAUGCCCGGAAUAGAAAUAGGCCAAAAAAACCGUCCAAGCAAAGCUAAGUAAAAGCAGCAAAAACCGAAAUUUAAUUUUAUUCGGAAUUCCCGUAUAGUAAAUCGUCGGUUAAAGAUAUCAGUGUAUAAAAGAAUACACUCACCCUGUAUAUACCUUACAAAUAUUAUAUAUUAUUAUAUACUUAUGCGCAAUCGACAGGAGUCAAAAUGCGUGGGACUACCGGUUGCAUUUUAGUUUUCCAAUCGCAUCGCGUUUGUUUGUCGGCCCGUGUGUGUCAUUGGGUAUACUCGAUAUUAUUUUUUUUAUAAAAAAUAAUAAAUGCACAUUAUGUGAUUGCCGUGUCGGUAAACAAUUACAUUAUCACGAGCCCGUUCUACCCGCGGAGGAGCGUAUAAUUCGAUGAUACCGGCGUGUUUUUUUUUCUGCGUUGCGUAAUUUUCGUUUUCGGUUUUUUUUUUUUUUUUUAAUUUACUGAUGUGGGCGCCCUCUCAAUUAUUAUUAUUAUUAUUUUUUUUUUUUUUGUCAAAAGGGGACAUUUAUCGCGUAGAUACCUAACCUAUAUAUUAUUCCAGGUCAUCGCGCGGUAGGUAACUACUUCAUAUUAAAAAUUAGUAAUAUGACGUGUCCGAUAUAAAUACAAUGUUAUUCGGUUUACAGCUUACACAGUGUGAUAUUAUUGUGAUGCGCAUUUAUAACGCGUAUUAUUCUGUUCUAUUGCGGCCUGCAUCGCAUAAUAAUCGCAUAUCCGCGAUACGGGUUUCGGCUUAAUGUACGGGUUUACGUUUUUUUUUUUUUUUAGGUCAAUCGCCAAUGUCGGACACGCGAUAAGAACGCCGCCACCGUUAUCACUAAUAAUAUAUCGAUAAUAAGUUGUUUUAUUUUUUCAAUAAAGAACUACCGUAAACCAUAUUACAAUAAAAUAAUUAAUAGUUAUAUUAUUACACGAUACGAGUCAUGUCGUUCAGAACGAGAGAGAGAGAGAGAAAACAAAUCGUUAGGACACUGAAUUUCACAUCCAUUCGCGCUCGGUCAAGUUUAAAAUCCACUCUACGGAGCUUUUAGCUUUUGACUAGUCAAAAGAAAGAACAAAUUAAUACACAUUUAUACUCCUUAUUUUUAUUUUCGUGUAGUUCUCCUGCUCUAUAUCCCUUUCCUUUCAGCGAUUUGUAUCUCUGAUGCCCGGGAUAUCGGCUGCCGUUAAUAUAUUUAGAAUAGUGAAAAGAAAUUAUUUUAUUAUUUAUAAAAUAUAAUAUAGAUUUUAAACACAAAAAUAAAUAAAUUAUGACACAAAUGUCUGCGUGCUGUACGAAAUCUCUUGUGAUUAUUGCGUUAAAACGUUUAUUUUAACAUUAUGUUAUUUCGUCUAAUAUUAUCGGCAAAACAUUUCUAUCGAUUAUAUUUUAAAAAACUGCCUUGAUUUUUACUAAUAACCGAGGUACGAUAAUAAUUUAUUAACCUUUAGCGACUCGCGCCUGUUCAGAGUAUAACCUAUUAACAAACGAAGCUUCAUUGACAACUUUUUACAUUCUUUUUACAAACUUUCACUAUGAUAUGGUUUUUUUUUUGUAUCUGUAAUCUAUUUUUCUACCAAAAUCUUAUUCCAAUGAAAAAAUAAUUAGAGACUUUUUUUGUUGUAUUUUGGCGAAUAAGUACACCAUUUUUUGAUUUUCGUAGUAGUUUUUAUAAAAAUUGUGAAAAACCGGAAAAAGACGUAAAAUAAAACCGACAAGGAAAAUAAAGGUUUUAUCAUUAUCAAUUUUGUUUUUUGCUAUUAUUCGGAUAAAAAUAACCGUAAAGACCUGAUAUUUUCACAGAUUACUUAUAUUGACAUUUUCUAGGCAUGGUUAAAUUUUCAAAAUAUUCUGGCAUUUUUCAGUUAUUAAUAUGUAUUGACAUUUUAAAGAUUUUUCAAGUUUGAUUUGGUAGGUAAUAAUAUAUAUAUAUAUAAAAUUGUUCGACCAAACAGAAAUGAUUGAAUAUUUAACACGAGGUUCAUUAUAAGUUGUUUUAAGUAAUCGAAUAUCAAGUUUAAUGCAGUAAUAUAGUAAAUGUUUGUAUAAGAAUUUCGACGAAAAUCGUAAAAAUUACAUUUCAAAACAAGCAUAACCAAACUUCGCUCAAAAUCUUAUUCACUAGCAAUGGUUUAUUGUUGAUUAUAGAUAUAAAUUAAACAACUUCAUGUAUCCUAUACUUUCCUGACUUCCCACUGGUUGUAUCAGCUCUUUUCUUUGUUCUUUAACGUUAAAAGCCCUACAGUGUGAAUCCCUCUUUUUAUUUAUUCGUUAAUCUCAAACAUUAUCGGAAAUUUGAUUCUGACCUAACGAACCCGGUGACUGGUAGACAUGUCGAUAACUCCACCACCGUCGCUACUCUGAUCAAAUGCCGUCGGUGUGUAUAUAUAAACUUAUAUACGUACAUCCAGUUUAAUAAUAUUAUAAAUUUCACUAAUCAGCGUACUAUUGUUCUUAAAUAAUAUUAUAUUAUUAUGCAGUGGCUUGCGGAAAAUUGUUCAGAUUCUAGAUAAACUAUAUAACUAACUUGAUCGACCACUUCCCGUUUAAAGUUUUUAGCUUAAAUUCUAUGUAAUUUAGUAGAAAAUGAAACCAAAUUAUAAUCAUUAAAUCAUUAUACUUAAUAUUUAUUGUAAUCUGUAAUAUUUUUUUCAGGCUGUCUUCAAUAAACGUUAAAACCGAUGAUGGUUCAAAAUAAUUUUUAACUUCAUUGCAGUUGUAUUGAAAAAAAAAAAACCAUGUCUUUUACACGGUGUUAAUUUUUCUGUAAUGCUCAUUCAUUAUCCCGGAGUAUAUAUCAUUAAGUUUUAUUAAAACUAAAAAUAAACGCUUUUUUAAAAUUUUACUUUGGUCCCACUUUUAAUAAUUUUAAUUUUGUUAUGAAACCUCUGCCAACUUUUUAUGUCAAUUCCCCUGAUUAAAUCGUCGGGUAUAUCUUAAAAAAAGAAAUUGUCUAAAAAGUAAACACUUCACGGGAUAACGGGUGUUUUACGGAAAAUCGAUCACCCUGUAUAGAGUACACACUAGCUCUAAAUUUUCUCCCGGAUAGUUCCCUCGAAAAACACCGUUUGUCACGUCACUGAUACGUAUGCACAAACUGUUAUUGUUAUUGUAUUGCGUAGGUACGUGCUUUUAAUUUUCCAAUCUGUACGUGAUGUCGAUUGUCGAUAUAUUAGUUUUGAGAAAACGUUAUUACUUUUUAAACGCACGUACACCUAAAAUAUCAUAUUAUAUUUUUCGGAAAACAAAUCAACUGUUUAUAUAUAACGUUUUUUUUUUUUUUUUUUUUAUUUUACUUUAUUUUUAUACUUGCAUCUCGUCCCGGACGUAUAUUAUCCUUCAUUCCGCAUGAAAAUAUCCGCUCGUUUGCAUAAUGUACGCCCACACGCGACAGUCGUUUUAAGGUUCGUAAAUAUAUUAUUUUUGUUAUUUUGGGCAAUAAAACGCAUUUCGCCCGGCGGCGCGGCGUAUUUACACUCGUGUAUUUAUAUGAUUAUAGACUUAAUAUUAUUUAUAUAACGUCAAAAGUUACACGACUUUAUGAUGAAUUCUUCCCGCUAUGAAUUCGUACUCGUGUUUGUUUUAAUUAAUGUUUUUGCGUCACUCGGGAUACCUAGUCGUAUAGUACAAGUUUUGGCUGUCAUAUAUUAUUAUUAUCUUUUCCUUGCCACGCAAUAAUUUUUGGAAAGUAUAUAGGUAGCUCUGUUGAUGCGUUUUUCAUUAUUUGUUCGCCGUGUGUUAUUAUAUAUUAAUAGAAUUUCUACACGGCUGUUUUAGUCCGCAGACAAUGUUAAUCAUAUUUUUUUUCUUCUACGGCACGAUUGGACGUUUAUCAUAGAAAUUUGUUUACGCGUACAUCUGUACAGAAAUUAACCGCAAUAAUGAAAUAUUAACUCUAAUAUUUAAUAAUAAUUGUUUUCAUUUAAAUUAUUAUUUCACUGCUUUACGUCAUUUUAAGUCUUACUAAAACGUGUUUUUUUUCGCCCGGCGGUACUAUUUGUUUAAACGAUUUUUCUAGAUUACUUUCUAGGUCAGUAUUAUCUAGUCUAGUAUUACUCUAGUCCCAUUUAAGGUUAUUUACUUCAAAAUACUUUAUUCAAAAAAAUUGAUUUUUAAUUUUUAUGAAAACACGCUGUGGAAAAUAUGUAUAUAAUUGUGCUCGUAUACAAUAAUUAUAAUCGUUGUACAUUUUCUACUAAGCCUCUACUACUAUAAGCUCUACCAAAUCACUAAAUUUACCAUUUUAAAGCAUACUAUAAGUUUUAAGAUUCAAUUUAAUAUUUAAUUAUUAGUAUAAUAGACGUAUAGACUACUUCAACAAUUGAGUUUAUCAAAAUUAUUAUUACAACAUUAUAUUGAUACUUUUUAUAUUCAUGUUUCAUAUUCUGCAGAAUCGACCAUAUUCUCAGAAAAUUACUAGAUUUAAAAAUAUACUGCCAAGUAUCCAUAUCGUGGAAAAAAAAUCCAGUUUAGAAUUUUAGAUUUCUUUUAAUAUUGCAUUAUGACUCAAAAAAACAGCUUAAAUAUGAACUUAAAGUUUUUUUAACUUAUUACCCACGUGCAGUGGUAAUAAAUACGGUUGAUUUUAGUUUUUUUUUUUUUUAAGAUAUACUUAUAGGUGAGUUCUCAAUAUGGAAAUAAUUAAAUAUUAGUACUCAUUUACUUCUUAGUAUGAAUAGAUUGAACAUAUUUUCAGUAUUAUUCAAAUUUAAAUGCCGUUAUUGAGCUAAGGGUAGUUUUCAGUCAAUUUAAGAAUUGGUCGGUUUAAACCACUCAGAAGGAGUGUCUUUUGGUAUUUUAAAAUAGUUAUUAGUUAUAAUAACAUUAAAUCAUGUGUUAUAUAACUUCAGUCAAUUUUAAGAUUAAGAUUAAGAGUAUAUGUUAUUAAAUCAUUAACAAAUGGUUGUUUGAGUGCUAAAAUAACUCCACUGGAUGUUAAAAGUAAUGCGCAUUGCUUUAAUUUUGUGAUAUACAAUGUUGAAUCGAGAUUCUAAGAUUAAGUUAUCUAGUAUGUAUUUUUGAAACUAAUUUGGUAUCAAUCGAUUAACUGGCAAAGUAUUAACAUCAAAAAUAGUUUUUUUUUUAUUGUUAAUCAUUAGUUAAAAACUUUUAGUGUUUUUUGACAAAUAUAAUAUUCACAGUUAAAAAAUGUUUGUUUAUAAUUAUUAUUGUUAGAAUUAUUAAAUUAAUUAAAUUAAUUAUUAUGUAUCGGUUAUUAAUAUAUUGUACAAGAGUAUAUAUUAUUAAACGUGUAUUAUAUACAGAAAAUCAGACAUCAUACAAAAUUUAAAAAUCAACAUUCUAAUCUUUAAUAUUCGAUUUGAAAUCCAUGUUUAAAUUAAUUCAAUCUCAUAAAAAGUUAAUAUAACAAUUUAUUGUUUCAGAUAAAACUCAAGUAAACUUAAAAUCGCAUUAAAUAAAUACUUAUUUUAAUUUUCGUUUUGGAUUCACAUCGAUUUUAUUAAAACAUCUAGCAUGCUAAUGCAGUUAAUCUAACUGAAUACACCACUGAAGUUGAAUAUGUACAUAUAAAACUAAAUUGUAAUAUUCUCAAUUUAACUGAUAAACUUCUAUGUGUACAAAAAUGUUGCGGGUGGAAAUGAGUGUAAUAUAAUAUCGAGAGCUCUAUCGAUUAGAAAUAAUUAAAAUCACGAUUAAUAACGUUGGUGAUUUUUACUAAUUUUUCAUUUUAUGAUAAACGACGAGCUUUUUUUUUUUGGUCGGACAACCGUGGUCUUGCAAAAAAUGUCGACAAAACGGUAUUUCCGUCCCAAAUAAAAAAAUCCGUCCGAAGCAUUUAUAGUUUGAUAAAUGUCACCGCAUUUGACAUUCCAUACAGGCGAACCUUUGAAAAAAUACGCGUCCGAUCGACUGCACAUCAUCAAUGCCAUGGCAGCAUAACAUUAUUCCUAUUUUUUUUUUUUAUACUAUCGUCGUUUUGACACUCGUCUUCUUCUUCUUCGGUAUUCUUGUUUAAUAAAUUGGGGUACGUCACCGUUACUGAAUUAUUGAUAUUAAAUUCCUCUCGAUGCAGACCCGUCCUGAAAAAAAAAAAAAAUGUCUUUUUUAUCAACGUAGUCGGUCGUCGUCGUUAAUAUUAUUCUUAACCGACUUUAUAUACGUUAAAUCCCGCGGAAAAUCUUUUCGCUUUUCUCUCCCGUCGCGGGAUUUCGGGGCGUUCUUUUAAUCCGACCGUCGCUUGCGGAUCGGCACGUGAACGUUUUCUCCCGUAUAUUAUUAUUAUAUCCAACUGACUAUAUACACAGAGUGAUUUUUUUACCAUCUCGAACUGGCGAUAUUCUCAGGGGAGGGGGGGAUUUUAAGCAAAUUUGAUUAUAGUUUUAUUUACGUUAUAAUUGUUGCGGAGUCGUUAUUAUCGUUAAGCACUGUUUUAAGAAAUUAGUAGGAAGAAAUGAUUUGGAAACAUUUCCUCUUACCUAUUUGGAACUAUACAUGUGAACAGGCAACUAUUUUAAUAUAAUUCAUUAUGUAAUGUUGCUGUUUGAAAAUCCGAAGUUUAUACGCGGUAAGGUGUAAAGGAUACAAAUAUGAAACAUCCUGUGUCUAAAGACUGCGGAAAAUAAUCCGAAAUAAAGUUCACACACACAUAAUCGUGUGUAUACGUAUUAAUUAAAACCGCCGGUUCGUGAUGAAAUAAGAAUCACCCUGUAUAUGUAUACGACCUCCUAAGACGGUGCGUGGAUAUGACGUGACUAUAUACACGAGAAUUGUGUCGAAAAUCUACGGGUGGAGGGUGGAAGAGACGGGGGAGGUGCGUACGCGUAGUAAUACACAUAUAAGACGACUCGGACAGAAUCAUUUAAGACGACAGUUGCAAAAACGAGCUGAUUAACGACGCGCAGAAUAGCCGGAAAUUAUAUUACUUUGUAUGUUGUGUUUGAUGAUGAGUUUUCUGCCCCCGAAAUCGGCGGUGUUACGUCCGAGAUUACUGCAGUUUUAGCGGCUUAACCGCGGGCGGUUGUGACUGCACUAUAUUAUAAAAACACUAGAGCAGUUUCGGCUCGCAAAACUUUCCGGCUGCCUUAUCAUUUUAUUUGUAGCCGCGAAGUAUCAAAACUAAAAUUGUUUUUUUUUUUUUAAACUGUAUAUAUUAUACAAUAAUAAUACGCGCGUGGACCCGCGAUGAUAUUUUUAUCGCGAUUGUAGAUAACAGUAAUAAUGUUUUGAUAAAUUAUACGUAGGUAUUUUAUUUAUAAGCAUGGUUCUGGGGACGUACUUAUACAUAUACGUAACCCAUUUGCUUAUUUUUUUUUUCCGGCAUGUCAUUAAACUCAGCAGAGUGAUUCUUAAAUUUACGUUGUACCACAAUGAGUUUAAAUAUGAAAUUUGAAAAUGGUUUUUUAGCUUAUUUCGAAAAAGUUUAGUUAAAAAAAGCCAGUUUUUUUUUCGAUUUUUUAUUUUGCACAUUUUUCUACUUUGCGAUUACGUAAGCUACUGAUAAAACCCAGAUUUCUCCAUCUCCCUAUGAUUUUUACAUAAUUCCGCCUUUGUUUUCUAUUAUCCAACUGUUACUUUCUUGUUUGUAUACUUUAUCAAUACUCUUUGUGACGGCCGUCUGUGGGCACGGAGCAAUAAAAUUCCGCGAUCGUAGUUUAUAAAAAAAAAAUUGAAGUUCACAUAUAUGAUAUGAAAGGGUUUUUCGCUUAUUUUAAAAAUACAAUGCUUCAUACUGGUUUUGGUUUGCUUUUUAAAUUACCAAGUGAUUAUUUCAGGGCUAUAAUAUAGUAUUUUAAACAUUUGUUUUGUUAAUUUCAAAUGUUAUAAGUCCCGAACUCUGUUUAUAAGAUAUCGCGAUUGGGCGCCACAACAAAUAGGUAACGUAUGAAAAUAUUGCCAAACGAUUGGAUUUUUUAAUUUAUUUUUAUUACAAUAUUUUCGUACUUAUAUUAUACAGGUAUAGAUUAUUGCGAAUAUAAUAAUACGGUCGAUAGGCACUAUAUUAACUGAUUAAUCCACGCGCCUUGUACCUAUACAUUUAUGUAUAUUAUGUUUUAAUAUUCGUUUGAUUAUUUGAAAAAAAAUUGCUACUUUCACAAAUUAAAAAAAAAAAAAAUAUAUAUUAUUUUUCAUCAUAAAAAAUAAUUGCUUAAACUAUUCGUUACGUAUACGUAUAUUAUGAAUUGCAGCUAUAAAAUCAUAAUAAUACAAUUAUUAAUGUACACCCGUCGGUCGUGUUUAGUGGUAGAAACGCUGGGUACAUAAAUAUUUGUGCGUAUUUGAGCCAAAAUUUAUUAUGUUUGCGCAUUAUAUAAAUUAUUAUAACUUGAACGAUUUCAUAUCUACUUAUUACAAAAUUAAUACGAAAAUAUACUAUACUCCACCUCCUUAUCCGUUGAAUUUUGUUCGUUCAUGUUAAUAAAUACUUUUAGUUAAUAAAUAACAACGAAAUUAUUAUGUUUUCAAACUAUACACACUUUUCUCAGCAUUGUAUUUAAAAUGGUUACAGUGAUUUUGAUUUUACAUAGAAACGUUAUUUAGUUUAACUUUUCUAAGUAUACAAAUAAAACUCCGCUGAAAUUAAUUGAUUUAGUUUUUGUUCGGUGAUUUAUUAAUUUAUUUUAGAUUAUGAGUGUAGCGAAAAAGCGUUUAGAGUUUUACUUAAAUGCGUUUGUCUUUUUCUUAAUUACACAAUGUCGAUAUAUCGGUUUUAUUUUUGUUGAUUUAUGAAUUACCUCGACUACAAAAGUAAUUAUACUGUAAUCUUAAACCGUUAAACCCAGCUCCGAGCAUAAUGGUUUUUUAUUAUAAUAAUUUAUUGUUACUUUUAUUAUACAAAUUAAAUUAACCCUAUAAACAGUGCUUGAUUCGGGGGGGGGGGACGCGGGGCGACUGAGUACUUCAACUGUUUUUUUAGAUAUUCAAGCGUAUCCCUAUUUCUUUUUUAAAAUGGACCACAUAGGCCGGGUUGUUAUUUAAGCUUACUUAUUUUUAUAAAAUUGCUCAACUUAAGGUUUUGUUUUAAAAAUAUGAAUCUUAGGUAUAUUUAUCUUGAUAUACUAUGUAUAUCUAUGGCACCAUUUAAGAUAAUAUGGUUGCCCUCCGAACAGUGAUAAUCUGAACUACAGAUCCGAUCUAUAAAUCCAAUACAAAUUUUCGAUUUAUUGUUAGUGCUCCAAGCGGAUAAAUAUUCAAUCAUUAGCAGUAAGUAUUUUUAUUACUGAGGAACAUUGUAUUCAUACCAAGUUAAUCGAUUUUAUUAUUUUAAAUCGUAGUGACAAUAUUAAAAAAAUGCUGUAAAAAGGGAUUACUAGAAUGCUAGUAGUAGACUGAAACAGCUGAUUUCUGGAUUAAAUUCUGUGGUCACAAAAUUAAUACAUUAUCACUCAUGGACUGGGCAACCAUAUUAUCUUAAUUCGUGAUCUGUGGUAAUCAUUGAACUAUUAUAGUAUUAUCAUUGAACAAAAUGCUAUUGUCUCAUUUGUUACAUGUUCAAUGAAUGUGUUUAAUGUGCUUAUUAUAACAAUUUGCCGUGUCCUUUAUCAAAUGUUGAGUUCUAACAUGUAUGAUGAUGCUAGUUAAUUUUUUUGUUAGAUAGUAAUCAGUACUCAGUAGAUUUUAUUCUUUAAUAAUUAGUUUGUCGUAAUUAACGAUUCUACGAUGAGUGAAAAUAAACAAAAAGACUGCAGGAAUUUUAAAAUGUCAUAUUUCAUAAAAAAUAAUAAAACAAACAACGAUGUUGAUUAAUUUUGGUUUUCAAGAAGACAAGUUAUGCCUAAAUAAUUAUUAUAUUAUUCUGUUUUAUUAUAGUACGUGUUUAAUGAAUUAAUGUUAUUGCUGCUUAGAGGACCUUAAAAAGGGGUGUGGGGGCAAAACUCCCCGAGGUAAUGUGAAGGAUAUUAAAAUACUUGGGAUGUUACUUUUUUAAAAAUAGCUUUAGAGUAUCUAACUACAAGAGUGACAAAUUAGUGUAUACGAAGUUUCUCCAGCUUUUUAUUUAUUAGUUUUUAAUUUAGAGAAUAAUAUUUCAAAUCUGCACUGGUUAUACACAUCAGUGUAUUAAAUUUGAACAGUGAAACAAAUAUUGUAAACGACGUUAAUUUAUUAUUUUACCAUAACUGUUAAAUUAUUCAUUUUAAGUUCAUUUAAAACAAUAUUAUAUUGUGUUUGUACCUAUUUUGAUUAUAAUUUAUGUAGUGGUAGUAAAUCAACAAGAUGUAUAUUUUAAACAAUACUCUAAUCUCAACCGUGAAAUUAUUAUUGAUAUUGUACUAAUCCGAUAUAUAUUUGAAUGAAUUGGAUUGACCUUGUCUCAAUUCAGUAUCCGAGUAUAACAUUUUAAAAACUGUAUAAUCGAAUUAUUCGGAGGAUAAAAUAAUAAUACAAACUUCGGACGAUUCCAAAAGCUUAUUAUAUCGAUAAAAAUGAACCAUUUCAAUAAAUUAAAUUAAAAAGGACAGUUUUUCUAAAUGGAGUUCCAGAGUUUCUCUCUUGUCUAUAUUAUAUAGUGAUGAGAGACAGGUUUAAUGUGUUUUUCCUUAAAAGGAAAUAAUAUUUUAAAUACAAGAAUACGUGUGGUUUUUUGUGUGAUACUAAAAUCGUAUAGACCGGACAUUUUCACCGAACACUAUACUAUACUCGCAUUUUUACAGUGUAAUUUCCAAAAUAUUCUUGCAUUAUAUAAAUUAUUAAUCUAUCUGCGAUAGUCAGGGACAUGGGCUGAGAGGACCGCAGCCCAGGGGCUCCCAAGGAUUGUUUAACGGUAAAUAACCGGAUUACUUACCAGAUUCGAUUGUUUUCGUAUAGUUUAUUUUAAAGUAAAAUUAAACACCUGUAUGGUAAGUAUAAAAUAGAAAACGUUAUUUUUUAAUAAGCAAAAACUGUACUGUCCCGAGUAAGGGUUUAUUUGUUCGUGGCGAAUCGGGGCACCCAAAAUAUAUUUCUUAACGGGCACUGGACGAACCGAAAAAAAAUCGUCAACAUUUUGCACAAUACGCCGUUAUAUUUUAUUUGGGAUUUUUUUCAGUAUAUCAUAUUAUUUUUACGUACGAAUUCGACUCGAGAAUAUUGUUUUCCUUUCGAGCCAUUAAUAUUAAUAUCGCAAUAUAUAUAUUAUAAUGGUAAAUGCACGUGGACGAUGACGUAUUAUUUUGAACGCGCGUUUCAUAAUGUAUCGCAUUAUUAUAUACGCGCUGCGUGUAGUAUCAUCCAUCAGUUAUAUUAACGACGCGGAACGGAUUUUUGCCAAAUUGCAGGUUUGUCGGCGGCUGAAUACGUCAACGUCGACGGGUCAUGUUUUGGCCGACCGUGCUGGCGCUGUUGCAGUUGGCCGCGGACGGACGGACGGACGAAUUCGUUCUCGGCUACUUGACCGGCUCGAGGAGGCGGCCGGGCGAUAUCAGUUACCCGAAACCCGGUAUCAUGAUCAGCGGCGCCAUAUCGUUGGCCGUCGAAGAGAUAAACGCCGGACCGUUUGGCGACAAAGGUACGUAUGACAAAGACAAUAUCGACGGUGUUUCGGUUAAUGGGCUUCUAUUAAAUUUCACUUUUUUCAGGAACAGUUUUCAAUGAUGUUUAUCACGGAAAACAAUAAAAUUACUCGUACACAUAAUACCACGCACACAUAGUAUACAUGCAUUGAAUGUGGUACAUAUGCCCUUUUAAAAAAAUCGGUGUUGAUUUAAUUAUACUUUAAAAAGGCGUCUGGUCAUAUUCUAGUCGACAUUACCAACUUAAUUUUCUGUGUUUAAAUACGCCCUUUUAACAGUUUGUGCUCAAACAUUUUUUGAUUUUUUUUAAAUGUUUUUAGUGAUAUUUUAGUAUUUUAUAAAAAAAACCAUCGGUAAAUUAUAAUUGUAGAUAUUCGAACGCGAACAUCGAAAAAACUACAUUGGUUAACAAAAGUAUCUACGUUCAUUUUACAGUCAUAGGCGCGCCUGUUCCACCAACUUUGGUGGUGCUAAAUUUAUGGACACAUCAAAAACCUAUUGGAGCAAUGCUUCCACAAUCCUCUUUAAACGACUAUUAAAAUAGUCAACUACACCUUUCAUUCACAAUUUUGUGUUUACAAAUUUAUUAUAACUAUUUUAAGAUAAUUUUUCAUAUACAUGCAUGGUUUGUAGGAAACCUGUAUUUCGUUCUGCUAUUAUAAAAUGCAAUAUGGUUAAAAUAUUUAGUCGUCACUAUAGAAAAGUUGAAGGAGUUUUUUUUUUUGGGGGGGGGUUGCUAAUUUUAAACUUUGAGUAUUAAAGACCCCUUAACACCCUUUCCCCUAGUGGCGACUAUUGUUACCAUUUCAUCGCCCUAUUCCACUCCUCCUUUAAAAAAAAAAAAAAACACCUAAAAGUAAUAUUUAUAGUUUAAACGGUUUUCGGUGAAAAUCUAUCAAUUUAAUUAUACAAUUGAUAUUGUUUUACGAUUUUAAAGGUCUUAUUUCACUAAGCAAGUGGCCCGGCCUACCGCUUCAUAUUAUUUCAACGUAUAAGUUUUUAGACCGAAAAUGAGGUGGUUAGAGGCGAUUGAGAACGGUUUGAGGACAUCCAGUGUUUGUGAGGAGGGGUGAAGUGGAAGUUUCGGACGAAGGUCAAGGGGACCGAUCUCAAAUAGUUGAAAGUCGAGAAAGAAGAAGUAUAAGAAAAUAUAGAGAAAUAAUAUUUAUUAUUUAUUUAGUUUUUUAAAAUGUUUUAUUUCUUACCAAUUUGUUUAACGUGAUAGUAUAGAUACGGUUAAUUUUAAAAGUGACAUUUAUAUUGUCAACAACUCUAGUCAAAAAUAUCAGUCACCGUCACCGCAAUAUUUUAUAUUGUUUUUUCUUUCUUUUUAACGGGACGUGUAGUGCCAUGGUCCGGAUCCGAUUCGUGGAAAAUAACGUCAUAACAUUUUGUUUUCCUCUCGAGAUUUUAAUAUUUCUAAAAAUAAUAAAACAUUUUUCUUGUUAUAUUUGUGCUUUAUUAAUAUAUACAUAUUAUAUAUUAUUUACGAAAAAAAAGGAAAAAUACUGUAAACUGUAAAUUAUACGCUGACAGAAUUAUUGAUAUAGGUAUGAAAGUAAAUUAUCAACACUUUCUGAAAAAUUUUUUUUUUCGUUUAAUAAAAGUACUCCUAUUUUUUCACGCAGUUCCUCGAAAGAAGCAGAUUUUUCGCCCGGUAGUACUUUAUUUGAACUUUUGAUAUUUCCAACGGCUUACCACAGUUUUUGUACUUAAAAGCACCAAUUUUAAAAUAUGUACUUAUAACCAUUCAAUUUAGGAGUGGCUUGCGGGUUCGUAUGCGUGAAAAAUAAUCGUGUUGUUUUUGUUAUUGUUAUUGGCAAUUUUCAAUAGCCAUACAGGUAACCAAUGAACUGCACUCAUUUGCCGCAAUGAUUUACCUGUUGUGUUUAUACAGUUUAAUAUUUAAAUUUUAUUUAAGAUGACAAGGCUGGGCAAGUUAAUAAUUUUUUUCAAUUCAGUAAAGUUAAGUUAAAUUUAUUAAAGAUAAUUCAAAAUUCUCUAUCAAUUCAACUAAGUUAGAAGUUAGCCAAAAGUUAAAAUUAACUUUUUAAUUCGAGUUAAGUUAACUAAAAAAAAAAAAAAAAUAAUAGCAAUAAAAAAUAACAGGUAUUCGUAACAAUUCGUAUUUUAAAAUGUUCAUAAUAAUAUUCAUUCAUACGAGCAUCCAAAUAAAAAUUGAAAUCAACACUUAACUUGUGUAAAUAUAAAAUUGAUUCUAGUUAAUUAAAAGUUAAUAAUUUUGUGUUCUUCAUGUUAACAAUUGAGUUAAUAGUUCAAAAAAAUUUAAUUUAUUAAGUUAAAAGAUUAAAUUAACUUAAAUGUUUAACUUAACUUUAAUAAACGUAAUACAAUAUUAUUCGUAUAGAACUCGCGUUAAAUAUCAGUAUAAACUCUGUACUAUAAUAUGUACACACUUAUAUUAUAAUGUAUCCAAAUAUUAAUAUUACCACGCGUUUUAAGUCAUUGCAGUACUGUUUUAUCAAUUCGAAAACUCUUGCGGAACUUUCUUUUUGAGCGUAAAUAAAGUUUUUGGUAAACUAUAUACCGUGUAUAUUAGUUCGGAAUAAAAGGCUUUGUUCCGGCUCGUAAAAUCGCGGAGAGACUCGAGUUUAACUGUACAUAAAAUAUCGCGUCUAUGUUAUAAUAUUAUUUCGAUAAAAAAAAAAAAUUACCCGUUUUGUAUUUAUAUACGACAACUAUCGAACGUCAGUAUUAUUACAAUACGAGAAAAAUGAUAAUGUAGAAUUUUUUGAUUUCAAUAGUGGAUUUUUUUUUCAAUUAAUAUAUAAAUUAUUACAUAUUUUAUUUAUAAUAAUUAUUUUAAAUAUUUUAUUUUGCUCAAGUCGAAAAUUCAUAAAUAUUCAUAAUUAACUCAUAAUAUAAAACGUAUACAUUUCACUACCUAUCCGUUAUAUUCUGUGUAUAUAUUUAUGCGUAUAAGUAUCUCGAUUAGUAUUGUCGUUUGAGUACAUUUUUUUAUUUUUUUAACACGGUUUUAAUAAUACUUAAUACAACGCGAAUAAUAAGACGUAUAAUUGUAAUACUGUUUCAAAUACAAAAUUAAAAUUAUUUCAUUGUGCUUGUAUAUAUUUUUUUAAGUAUCCAUGUGCCGCAUACUCCUUUUAACUACCAGUUGUAAAUUUUUCUUCUUUUCGUUUGUCGAAAUGAUUUUUCGGGUGGAAAUUUUAACAUCAUAAAUAAUAUAAUAAUGGAUUUUUUGUUAUUUUUUUUUUAAUGCAAAUUUUAAUUAGGUAAUUAUUUCGUACCAAUUAAUCGUGAAUAAAAAUAACGAAAACAAAUAAUAUAGACCAGCGUGCAGCGGUCGGAAGUGGCGAUGCCGCUGUAGCGUGCUACCUUUUUGUAGCUAUAUUACUAGUUGUGUACGGUUUCAUUUCGGCGUGUAGCGUACAAUAAGUUACUUAAAACGAUUUUUUUUGCUAAAAUAUAGUCAUGAAUUUAAUGAAAUAUUGUACAUUUCGUAGUUACAUUAUUACACAUCGUAGUCUAUUGUGGAAUCAAAUGUGUAACUAUUGUUUCUUUUAUAUGGUGUUGUAAAAAUUAAUAUUUAGGGAACUAAAUUUUAUAAGAUUGACAAAAAUAAAAAAUUAUCCCUUCUUCGAAAAAAAAUAACGCACUACUUUUUCGAAAAAAAAGCGAAUUUCAUCAUAAUGCCCUACACUUAUAAAAAAAGUAGCUAUGAAAGUACAUCUAAAUUACAUUGUAAGUGACAGUGAUUUCCAGUGCUAUAGACUAUAGUUUUGUAUUUUUAGCAACUGUGGGUUUACGAAGAUAUUUUCACGGUACAAACCUAUAAACGCUCCGAAAACUUUUUUUAUUUUAUAUUAUACGAUAUUUAAUAGUAUAAUUCGUGUAAGUUUCUGGUAACAUGUGUUGAUUGUUUUUAAAAGGGUCUGUAUAUUAUGAAAAUCACGUCCGUCCGGUUUAUUUCGUUUCGACUUAAAAAUCAUUACAGCCGUCGUCACUUUUACGCACUUUAUUUAUUUUUUUUUUUUUCAUAGGCCAUUCGUUGAGUUUUCUGGUAUCCGAAACGUACGGAGAAGAGUCAACCAGUAUUUUGGAGACGGCGGAACUAUGGAAGAAAAACAUUUCGGCUUUCAUCGGUCCUCAAGAAACGUGUUUGCACGAAGCUCGAAUGGCCGCCGCUUUCAACUUGCCGAUGAUUUCCUAUGUGAGUCAGUAUACAAUUAUUAUUAUUUUGUGUUCAUAGUGUACCGCGGUGUAUAGGUAGUGGAUUUUUUUUGUAAUAACCUUAUAUUUCAAAGGGUUAUUUUAUUUCACACAGUAGGAUAUUGUACAAUAAUUGUGACGAAAAAUUAUUAACACGCUUUGUUUGCUCUAUACAUUCGCGUCCUGCGGAUAUUUUCUUCUUUCGGAUGCGUAGUGUGCACUUAAUUAUUUUUAGGUUACACGAUAAACAGGAAAUUCGUUUGCAACUUUUCUUUACCCUUUAAAAUACGUGAAAAUCAAUCCGGGUAACUAUACAUUUAUUCGCCUCGUUUUACAUUUUUUUUUUUUUUUUUUUAUACUAACCUAUAUAAAUCGAGCGUUAUAGGGAAAAAAUUCAAUUACUUCAGUUAUUUGUUUCGUAUUACAAUUUUUUUCGCUUUCGUUUUAGAUUUUUUAUAUUAUAAGUAUAUAAUAUAUAGCAUUAAGCUUUUGAAAUGUCGAAAAAUGUUUUUAAUCUAAAAGUUUUUGAUACUACCAUACAAUAAUAUUAUGCAAAAUAAUAUAUCGUUCAAGUCGAAAUUUAUACGAUACGCUCCUUUAUAAUAUUAUCCUUUUUUUUUUUUAAUAAAUAUGCAUGUUGUAGAGGCAUUUAUUCAGAAAAACUAUAUAAAGAAAAUAAUAAACUAAAUUAUUUGGGCAAUCAUAUAAUAAAAAAAAGAGCUGAUACUGAGGAACGGUGUAGCCACUGUUGUAGGUUAGAAGUUGGGAAGCUAGAAUACUUGAAGUUAUUUCACUUAUAUCUGUGAGCAACGAUAAAUCAUUGCUAAAGAAAGACGAUUCCUAAUACUUCGAAAAUAAAAAAAGUUCACGUUUUACAAAUCAUUAUGGAUAUUUUUUCUAAUUUUUGCAGGUUUAUUUUGUUUCCUUUCGUAGUGUUUAUUAAUUAGUUGAUUAAUUAGUCUCUCAAGAUUACAGUCAUAAAAUCAUAUUGUUCUUUAAAAUUAAAAAUAUGAAUUUUCCGAAACUUUGUAUAGCGUAGGAAAUGUUUCAAAUUCAAUUAAAAAUAUAAGAUUUUUAAUUAUAUUAUUAUUUCGUAUUAAUUAGUAGGUUAACUUACAUAACAAAAAAAUAUGUAAUAUCCAUAUUGGUAUAAACAUAUUUAUGUAUCUGUCUCGACCUCGAAACCGGAAAAAAAAAACGUAAAAUGAAAACUGACAAAUUUACGGGGUUACGAUUUCAUUAUUUUACAUAUUUUACGGCUUAUGUUUUCUACACAAAAUAUUUCUCCAAUAGAAAAAUAACCAGAGACCAUUUUCGUCGAAUUUUUAAUCUAGUUGGUGAAACCAAGUGAGUAGUUUUUUGAUUUUCUUUGUAGUUCUUUUAAUAAUUGAACGAAAUCGAAAAAUACGUAGAAAUUACGGAAAAAUUUACGAAAAUAAUUCUGAAAUUAUUGAAUGAAAAUUAGUGAACCUAGUCUAGUGUUAGGGUAUUAAUGUAUUUUCAAAAUGUAUCAAGUUUUUAUAGAAAACUAUGUCUACAUAAUUGAUUCGUUCCCGGGAUCAUGUUUAAAAAAAUAUCUCAUUUUUAGCCAAUAUCGUAUUAUUAUGUCUUGAUAUCUCUGUUAGCAUAAAAUAAUAGUUUAAAUGAAAAACAUACACAAGCUAUGUUAGCCAUUAAAAAAAAAAAAAAAAAUUUAAUCGGUAAGAUUUGUGUAGACGAGUAAAUUGUAAUAAUAUUAUAUCGACGGAUAAUUAAACGGGGAAAUAAGAUUUUUACCGUUUUGAACAUUGCGUUUAAAAAAAAAUAAUUAUCCAAGUAUACACACAGAAUAUAUGAUUGUAUACGAUUCGGUGCCAAAAUUCCGUGUCUAUAUAGUUGCCCGGACCAAGUUCAUAGCAAUUAUCGCGAUGUCUGCAAUUGACGCGAAUACACCGUAUGCCGCGGCAUAUCCGUAUCAAAGAAAUAUCGCCCAUGGCCACCCGUUUUAUAGCCUAUUUUGGUAUAAACGCAUUUUGAGGGGUAUUUUCCGGUUAUACGUGAUGCUGCGUGUAGUAUAGGAUUAAAUUCGCACGUAUCCGCAUUUGUUAAUGAGAGUAUUGGAAUAUCAUUCGCCGUUUGUUUUUAAUGGGAAAUCAAUUCGUUUUUAUUUCACUCGCGCGGUUUAUAGGUAAGUUUGUACGCCAAUCGAAUAUAUAUAAAAAAAAAAAAAAAAUUAUAAACGCAGACGUUCAAUUACCUAUUAUUAUCAUAUAGUAAAUCCGUAAAUAUUGUAAACCGCGUAGCUUUCCAAUUAGUGGCCGCGGAAAUUUUCUGAUACUAAUGAAUAAUAAUGGAUUAAUUCAACUAUCUAUAUACAUAAUGAAAUGUAUCAAUUAAAAUAGUUGUUUUAAGUUUCUAUAUUACACUAUCCAUCAAUAAUAAUAUGCUGUGCAAAGUUAAACCGGGAAAAACGAUCCGCAAAGUUUAUAAGGGAAAACCGUCGAAAACAAAUAUUGGCGUUGAGCCGACCUUAUUAUAUUCGCAUGAAUAAAGUGUGGAUGAAAACCGUCUGGUCUGGUAAUUAAAACGGUUUUCGUGUAAUAGCUUUCGGUUUAUCACUCACAACAGUCCGGAUAAAGCGCGCAAUUCGUUAUUAACCCUGUCCGUACGUGCACCCUGUAUAAAUAAUUAGAAUUCAAAAUAAUCACCUCCCGAGGUAAACGUCACUCCAUAUCCAUAGCUGAUAGCAGACGAUUAAGAAAUGCCGUAAGCUUUAUUGUAUCGCAUUUGUGUGCGAUUACUAUAAAUACGAGUAUAUUGCAGCAGCUCAGUGUUGUGUCCCAGUUUUUAUUUUGGUUUAAGUCUGCGAAACAAUUCUACUCAGCGUAUCGUGCUGCUGAACGAUUAAAGCGCAAUAAAAACGAAUAUUGCGAGUAAACAAAAAAAAAAAAAGAAAAAAGAAAAUGCACCGCCGUUUACACUUAAAUUCGAUAGCUGACACGAGAUUUGGCUCAUUUACUCCGGAUUGUAGCUUAAUGGAAUGUUUACGAUUUGUUGGAUAUAAAAAUGCUCACGAGUUUAUGACGUGUAAAGAUUGUAAAUUAAGUUAUAGAAAAGAAAAAGAAAAUUCUUAUUAGAUGGGUUUUUUUUCUAAAUAUAAUCGUAUAGACCGUAAUAUCCGAUAGAAUUACCAGCUUCUAAACUAUUAAUCCAUCGGAGUUUCGUACAAAAUUCGUUGUGAACCGGGAGAAUACGAGAGUAUUAUAAUUAAUGUGACAGACGCGACAAACCGUAACAAUAAUAUUGUCCUGAACUGAAAAGUAUUCUGAAACCGUAUAUAGACUACUAUACUUUAACGAGUUGUUUUACUUUUGGUAUCGAAAACGUUAUUAUUUUCUAACGGAUUUAUGAUGAGUAUAGGUAAUAUUUUCAGUGUCGCAAGUUAUUAUAUUAUUUAUACGCAAAAACAAUUCUUAAACAUUCGAAACACCGAUUGUUCUCGUAAAAAUAAUUAUAAAUGUAUUCAAACGCGAUACAUUUUAUUUUAUUUUAUAAAAUAAAUAAAAUUUUAUUAUAUUAUAUUCAUUUUAUUUUGAUUGCGUUGAACGAUAAAACAAAACUAACGUGAUUUUUAUAAUCAAAUUGUAGUUGUCUUCGAUACAGGAUCUUUAAAAUUGUAUGACACAAUCAAUUUUAUGAAGAAAUAUAAAUUUUUUCAAAAAAUUGAUUACGAAUAACUUAUUGUAGAAUAUUAUAUUAUCUAAACUGUUAAAUUGUCCUUAUUUUGUUGAUUUUUAUUAGAUUCUUAUUCCGUUUUAUGUUUUCCUAUUAAUUCGUGCAAUGUUUACAACCUAUAUAUAAACGGGGUCACAGAAACCCCAUUCCCGACGAAAUAAAUUACAGCAUCCAAUUUUUUCCUAAAGUCACUCGGAGUAAAAUAAGUUUGAAUCGGUUUUCUCAGUAAUCACACAGAUUAUUAUUAUUAUUAUGUCUUGUCCACGGAAAUAAACCGUAACUGUACGCGGAUAUGUUUACAUUCGUCGUAUUUCGAUUCGAAUAUUUAUUUUCAAAACAUCGGAAUUUAUACGGUUUUUAGUUCAAAUGGUUUCAGAAAAAUGUGUACACCGUAUCAUAUUAUUAUAUUUUUGAAACAGAUAAACGAUAGUGAGGAAUUGAAUUUCUGUUUUGUAGCACUGCUUCGCGGUUUGCGUUCCCUAGAAGGUUGAAUUCACGCCGUCCGUGAUUUCAUGGGCACCCGGAGGGAGGAGCAAGACGGGGCAUCUGUACUCCCUGAAAUUUCAAAUACAAUUUUUAUAAUUAGUUAAUAUAAUUUUAUUUCAAGUACUUUUUAGCGUUUGAUUUUAUUAUGCCCCUCCCUGAUAAAUUUUCUGCGAGAGGCCAUGCGUUAUUUUGUCAUUAGUCCAGAAAAACGCGUUGAUCAAUUUCGAUUUUUGUGUUCGAAAACGUUUUUGAUUAAAUCCGUACUAUUCGUUUUUACCGCCGGUUGGUUAGGUUAGGUAAUAGAUACAAAACACACGAUGGAGUAGAUAAAGAAAAUACUUCUAUAUACAAACAUACUGAAAAAAAAAUCUGUGAUCAGCAUAGCUCCAUCAUUAUUGAGUCGAAUUUCCUUUGGUUACAAUAUAUCUUAUUCAUUUUUAUAUCAUAUUGAUUUGAUAUAAUAUGGAUACCUGCAGAAUUGUAUUACAUUUCAGUCUGAAAGGGUGUUUGAUACAUCCAUUAUUACUCGUGAAAAUAUGAAAUUUGAGCAUAUAAAAUGUUGGGGAGGGGUUGAAAGGCGAAAACCCAAAAGACACAUCCCCGAUACUUACAAGGUUACAUUCUUCAGACUACAUUUGGAGAAUCUAUAGUGGCGUUCAAAGCCGAAAAAAACCGCCCUUCUCCCGAAACGACAGGACGAAAUUCAUAUUGGAAUUCAACUAGAAUUUUAUCGCGAGUAGACGUUUAUAAAAAACUAUAAUUCCCGAGAUUGAGCUCAUUCGGUCAAUAGGGAGCCGUUAAAAACGUCCGAAAAUAGCGGGGGGGGGGGAAUCUAAUGUACAGCCCGCACGGUUUUUAUUUCCAGGGGAAAUUGGACAAAAACAGCAGCCCGUUGACCGAAUCGCCAAACUGUAAUAUUGUAUUAAUAACACAGUAACGUCGAAAAGAUUGUGCUGUUGUCGUUGUUGUUGUUAAUCUUUGUUAAACAACUGGUAAUAUACAACUUUCGCGGUGUUUGGCGCGCAUGUGUCUAAUUGGAACGGUUGGCAUCACUUUGAUCGUCAAACUUAACGAGCGGUCCGCAACGUGUUUCGCGAUGGAAAGUGGUUUUUUUUUUUUUUAAGAACCGAACGAACGCGAAAUACGUUAUAAUAAAUGUACGUACGUGUAUAAUAAUAAUACAGAGUAUACAGUGGCGUAUAAAAGUAAAACACACAUAAUGUGACGUAUAGACGCGAUGAGAGUUAUCAUUGCGAGUGCAAGUGCGUCGACUGCGGUGGCGAUCGUGGACCGGAGUCUAUUUUUAAUAUUCACGCACGAAUAUUAUAUAAUAAUAAUAAUAAUAAUAAUAAUAAUAAUAAUAUGCGGCGAGUUUGAAAACUCCACUCGCCACAGCGCGUAUACGGAGAGGAUUAUUAUUAUUGUUUUUAUUUAUACAGGAAGAUUAUUUUCCAUCGUCAAUGCGAGUCACGUUUAAAACUGAGGUCGGACAUGAGAAGGUCUCAAAACAAACUAGGAUAUUAAUUUUUUUCUCCUACAUCCGAUUUCUUUAGUUUUUAUUUUUUUUUUUUGUCUUCAACACCAACCAUCCAAACACAUCACAAUCCAUUAAUCACGACCCCGUGCCAGAUCUUGCCGAUCUAUAUCUGCGCGAGUAUAUUUUUCCCAUAUAUUUCCUUACGCGCAGUCUUCGCAAAGAAGGGUUUUUUUCCCCCAUUAGUCAUAGAAGACUCUUAGUUUUGCGCGACUGAAUUUCUUUCGACUAUUUGAGGGUCACGGAAUGAACUAACCUAACCAGUAACCGUACGAAAUCAUCCUGAAUGCGUUUCUUUUUUUUUCCAAAAAUCCUUAUAAUCUUUUAGCUCUUCAGUUUUCAUAUCCGAUACGAGCGGUUGUAAAAUAUUUUCGUUUUGAAUCCCGCUUUACGUAAACUGGGAUUCAAAAAGAGAAAUCGCAUUGAUUGAAAUCCAACGAGUAUAGUUGAUAAUUGUUAUUACGAGCGACAAAAUAUACGUAGGUACGGAUAAAAUAUUGAAAAUGUCUCAACGUAUUUAUGAGUACGUGAUUUUUAAUGAUUUUUAAAGAACCGCAAUAGUUAAGAUAGUAAAAAAAAAAACAUUUCAUAGUACAAAAAACGACUAAUAUAAUAUUUUACUAAGCGAUUUUAUCGGGAAAGGGUAUAGGCACUAAACAUAUAAUAAUGAUACGCUUAAAUUUCGAUACGUUAUCCAAUAAGAACCACAGAUUGCACGUUAAGGAGCCGCAGGUUGCCGACCCCUGUUCCAGUAUAACGCGAGAAUAAAUCCGGAAUUUCCGUUCAGACGUCUAUAUUAUCAUGUAGUAUAUAGGUGUAGGUAUUGUUCGAGAUAUAGAAUCACCCUGUAUAUACACAUCUUUUUUUUUUUUUUGCGUUUGUUAAUGAUCCAAACACCGCCUACGGGGCUAAUAUACGAACGGACGAUAUAAUAACGACGGCGACGACGGCGACGACGACGAUGAUAAUAGUAUUAAAAAAUACGUCAUCGUGUGCAGGUCUUCGUUGAUGCCGCGACGUGACUCGACACGAAACGUGCGUGGCACCGGCGAUCGGAUAAGAUAUUAUUGUUGUUGUGCGCGUUCUCGAGUUUUUUCGGUUCCGCGGGCUCGUUAAUACCUCGCGUUUGUAAUUUUUUUUUUUUUUGGCAAGUUCCGUACACCGUACCCCGUCCUCGUCGUCGGCGCUUUUUGGCAACACGCGGAGUGGAAAAAACAUACUUCCUUCAUCAUUACCCGUCCGUUUGGGACGCGACCGCCCCCCCCCUCCGGUCGUCGAACCGAGACACCGUCGUAUAGCCGUCAUGACGAAUGUUCCCGAUAGAAAAGUCGAAAAUAUUUCUCGCGCCGACGUAGGUCGUUUGAUUUACCGCGCAUUUAUACGCUACACGCGCGUUUUAUAUUAUAAUAAUUAUAAUAACACACGACUCGCAACAAUAUAAUAUAAUAGGUAUUGUCGUUGUGUAUCUAUAAAUAAUAUGCGACGACAAUACGAUAUUGUUAUUGAGCAAUUUUAUACAGCGCCGUUAGGUUGGCAACAUAAGGCCGUCACCUACGCAAUGUGUUUCCGUUGACGCAGGUUAGGUUUUCGAUUUCGUUACACUCGAUAACGUCACUUUCGAAACGAAAAAGACGUCCUAGGAUAAUGCGGACGGGUGCGGCCACUGUUAUUAGUAAUUUAAUGUGUACUUGUAAGCAACGACGAACCUUUGCUAAUGAAGAAACGAUUCUGAAUGGAGUUAAGUCGAUAGUGAUGCUUUGUUAACGAUAUAUGACAUAUUAUAUUGGCACAUUGUGUCACAUUAUGGUAAAAUAAUAAAAUAGAUAUUAUAUAUUUACUUUAAUAAUAUUUGUUUGACGUACCGAUUUUCCCGUUUUUCUUACGUUUUUCACGGUUUUCCCACGUUUUCCUAGUUCUUCACAUUUGCUGGCAAAACACUUGGGAAAAUCGAAAAUUGACGACCUCUUUAAAGUACCUACCUAGUCAAAUUUCAUUUUAGAAAAAUUUUUAUCAUUAUAAAUCGGAGUAAAAUUGCUGGUAGAAAAGUUGUGCAUAGAAAAAAAAAAGAAAAUUAAUAAACUUCUUUGUAAAACCAUAUGCUUAACCAUUCGCUCCACUCAGAAUCUAAAAUAAAACCUUGCUCGUAACUUAAAACUAUACACCGAGCAGUUGCACUUUUUAGUAAUUCUGCGUCGUUCGUCGACACAAAUAUCUUCCGCUAUAAUAUUACGCGAGCUUGUAAAUGAUAGUUCAUAAUAAUAAUCAGUAGUAUUGAAACGAAAAACUAAAAAGAAAUCCGAAAUGGGAGACCAUCGAAAUAAAAUAAAUAGUCGUGAUCUAUCUAACGCUAAGAACGAGUCUAACACAUUGAAAACACGAGAGAUGGGGUUUUUCUUUUUUUUUUAAUCUGGCGUUCUUCGGAUUCGAAAACCAAAAACACUUUAUUCUUAUUGUUAUAUUAUAGUGUUUACGUUUACACGUUUCUAUAACAAUAACGUGUUACGGAUCCUGCAAACCCGUAUAGUAAUUAUACGCGUUUUAACAACGACCCAGUUUUGUAAAUAACUCGUGAAAAAAAAAAUAGAAAACUAAUCAGCGCCAGACUUUCGAUGUUUUUUUUUUUUAUACGAUGUCAUUGAAUCUUUGUCGCCAAUACACAAGAACUUACGAGAAAACAAAUACGCGCGCCUCCGAAACAACAAUGGCCUUGUCGGUUUUUAUUGAUAAUGCCGACUCGAGAGAGAGAGAAAAAGUACACCUGCCGCAUUUAUUAUAUACACAUCAGUGAUAAAUAAUCAAAAUAGUCCGCGCGCAAACAAUUGGGUUUCGUGCUAUGUGGCGCGCGCGUAUUAUCCGAGCAAUAAUAAUUUAUGUCACGCCGCCGGGCUCUCGUACACUCUUAUUUCGCCACGUGAUAUUCGUCGAUCUCCGCGGCAAUAUCCAUACGCGGGCACUACUCGUAUUAUAAUAUACCCGCGUUAAUAGAAAAAAAAAUAAAUAAAAAAAAAAUAAAAAAACAAUACGAUCCGAGAGGUCGCGCGUCGGGACGCCGCGGCAAAGACUAUUGCAAUUUCGCAUCGAUAUAUUAUUAUCAGUUGCAAUAUUGUAUGUCUACUUACCUGCAGUGUACACUUCUGCAAUCCGCGCAUACACUCGGUCGAUUCGUAUUGAAUAUUGUAAUAUUAUAGGUGUGUGAUGCUAUCACUAUCGGAUUCGACCGAAACGGGCAAAUAUUUUGCUCUCGACAGGCCUCUAUAAUGGCGUGGGCGUGUCCGGGAAUUCGCAAUGCGAAUCGACAGUACGGUAAAAAAUGACAAUCACGAUCCGCAGACAACGAUAGAACUUAAACUCCGGAUCAGAUUUUUAUUCGACGAGUCGAACUUUUCUCCUUGUAAUUUGGUUUAAAUAGAUCCGUCUCGUCUGUCUCGCGCGCGUAAUAUUAUAGCGGCAAUAAUUCCGCGAUUUUUCGCGAUUGCAACUCUCUGAUGGUUGAGUUUACGCCAAAAGGACCUGUUUGUACAUUUUAUAAAAAAAAAAAAAGUAUCACUGUAUAUUAUGCCUUGACUGAAUGAUUUUAGAUUCUGAGCGGAGAGAGGAAUGUAUUGGUUUUACAAUGAUGUUUAUUUUUAAUUUCUUUCUGCGAACGACAGAUAUUUUGCUCCGAUUUUCACGUGUAGCAUUUUUUCUAAAGGUAAGUUGUACUGGAGUGGUACUUUAGUGGGAUAAUUUGUUUUGAUUUACCUACACGUUUUCCUGAUAAAUGGGAAAAACCAGAAAAAAAGGGAAAAUUUACGUAAUGUCUAAUUAUUUUAAAAUCGUAAAUAUUAUGGCCGAUUAAAACAACUGUAUAAUCAAACUCCGCUCAAAUUCGUUUUUCAAUUUUUGUGUACAGGCAUACAUUAAAUUUCCCCUCACCUACAAUAUUCAACCUACAAUACUCACCAAUAUUUUAAAACUAUUUCCACUGUACCAAAAUUAAAAUACAUUUUGACAGUUUGAGUGGGUAAAAAAUUAAAUCCUAGAUUUAUUAUCUACUAGAGGUUCAGAAGCCACGGAUUUCGGACGGGCGAUAGACACCAGACGGCGUCAUCGAGUAACGCAACGGCCGUUCAGUUCACGAAUUGACGUCCGCCAGACCAAAAUCUGACUGGUUAUCUCAUUUUCGACCGUUGAGAUUUGAUUCUUUUUUACUUCGUAGUGAGUCGCGUAUACUUGCGGUUGUAUGACAUAGUAUUAUAAUCAUAUACAUACAAUUCUAUCAGAAAACCAAUGGCUUUACGUAUUCGCAAAGAUACAAUUAUAGAAUAUAAUUAUAUAGAAUUAUAGAUAAUGAUAUAAUUAUGCAUUACGAAUAUAUUACACGGAGCAGAAACAUUGACAUUAAGAAAAACGGAGAAAAUAAACUGAUUACUAUAAAAGAGAAAAAUUUAAAGGAAAGACGUUUGGCCCUUCAGUAAAUGACGAGGAAACCACCGAAUGGAAAAUAAGGAGAAUCCGAAUAGAGGAAUUCUUUCAGAAACUAAAUGAAUUAGGUAUAAUCUAGAGUAGAAGAUUAUAGCCCGGCAUAGUUGGAACCCAUUAUUGCAUUUGGUAAUGGCAGAGAACCUUUGGCAAAAUACCUCUUGGAUGCUCCCGUUUCAGAUGGGAAGACGCGGUAAAGUGAGACGUAUAAAUAGAAGUCCAUAAUAGAAAGCAAGAGCAACUGACAAGGAUAAUUGAAUGAUAGUAGGUCGGCUACUUAACCUAGCGGUCGUUAACACUCGAGAAGAAGAAGAAGAAGAAUACAGUAUUAUAUUUGUGUCGAGGGUCAGGGUCGCGCGCAGUUCUCCGAUUAAACCGGAUACGUGUCGUCUGGACCGUGCCUGGGGGAGUGCGAGAUGUGCCCACUCACCGGGAACUACGACUACAGGGGUGCCAAUGAAAUUUUCAAAGUUCCGUAGUUGAAUAUUUUUGCAAUAUACGUCAGAAUGGUUUAGUUUCAGACAGGUUUAGUUUUUUUUACUCAUCGGUAACAUUUUUUGGUUGCCAAUUUUGCUAGACACCGCACCGCGUGUCGUCGCCGCGAUAUCGAUUUAAUUAAUUUUUGGGAUAUACAUUCGUUUUGUUGAUCUCUUGCAAUCGCAAGACGGACGAUCGAACCGAGAAAACGUCCAAUCAUUUUCGUUUUCGCACAGCGUAUUGGCCGCGGGUUCGAAACGGUCGUGAGCCGAUAUUUAUCGCCGAUCAGCCGUUACAACCUCGUAUAUUAUAGAGUCGCUUGUCCGCACGAUUUCUCGUCACGUGUGCGCGAACAAACGUUGUCGUUUAACGUCCCGAUGCAAAAUUUACCGUUUUGAAAAAUAAAAAAAAAAACAUAUACGAGUGUAUAUGUGUGUUUGUGAGUAUAUAUGACAAAUAAUUGCUGGAACUUUGCCGUCUACGACGCGGUAAUACUGCACAAAUAAUAACAUACACACGAGUAAAUACUAUUAUACGUACGAAUAUGGAAUCCACAGGUCGUUCGGUUUAAUACGAACCGCCGUAAUAUCGUUGCGUAGUAUAAGUAUAGGGAUAUAACGUGUAGUAAUCGUGUUCCUAUAUACAAACGAGUAUUGCCGCGGACGGGAACACGUAAUUUUGUAUUAUGUUUAAUCGAUUACGUCUGAGACUCCGUUAGGAGCGCUGCAUAUUAUAUCGGAUCUCUGGGGUCGUCCAGUAUGAUAUUAUCGUAAUUUUUCUAUAAUAUUAUUCUAUUCGAACUCGUUUGUAGACGCGCAUAAUCCAGUGUCCAGACUAAAUCAUCAGGGGGGGGGGUAAGCCAAAUUUUAGGGGGACAUUAGAAAAAAAAAAAAAAACAAUAUUAACUAUACAUAUACGCAACUUAUACUUGUUAGGGGUGCAACGAUUUAGGUCCAGGAGGACAAUGUUCCUCCUAGCCUCUCGUGGCUACAGGCCUGUGAGUAGCGGACGGUGAAUAAUAUUAUCCGCUCGUUGCGGUAUUUAAUCUAUAAUAUGGAAAUCAUUCGUAAACGUGUUAACGCUUUUCGAUAAUAUUAUUAUGAAUUAUAUAUAUAUAUAUUUUUUAUUGAAAUAAAUCUACAACUUAUACAUUUUUUUUUUUUUGUACAAUGAGCAGGUUUGAUAAGUGUAAAUAAAAAUAGUUAACACGAACAAUAAGAUUAGGGAAGAAACCCACUGGUAACACCCUAUAUAUUACUGUAUAAAUUAUAUAUUACUAUUAUUGUUUUGAAUAACGAACUUUCCGCCGACACGCGCAUUCUUCCACACGUGUGUUGUACGGAACAUAAUAAUUUACCAGCCGCAUUGCCCGGGCUCAAUCCAAUUCAUAAACAAAAAUCAAUAAAAUCAAUUUAAUUUGACGCGUCUCCCCAUUUCCGCCUUUAUCCCUACACCACAGUUAAUAGUUGUUGCGCCCGCGGUAAUUUAUCUUUUAAAAAGGGUACUUCCUUGUAUGCGACAACCAAAUUAAAUAAUAUUUUAAUAAUACGUUUUUUCGUCCAUGUCGCCGAGGUAACACAUAAAUCAGCGAAAAAAAAAAAAAUUAAAAGAUCAAUUUACGUUCCGAAAAUACCAAAAACCCUGCAUCGGCCAAAUAUAUAGUCCGGGGGUUGAAUUUCGAGAUAAAAUGUAGACAGCAAACUUCGCUUCUUAUUUUUGAACGUCAAGUGUGCAAAGUAACAUCGAGAUCGAAAUAAAACUAGACGUGUAUAGUGGACAGACAGACGGACGGAUGUUCAGUUUUAUAUCGUAAGAUUAUUUUGUACUAUUUAUCUACGAAUCAAAAAAAAAAAAAACUCACAAAUCUAAAAUAUUACUCUAUACGUCUAUACCGUAUGGCGUUUUGUUACAUACUUACCAAGUAUAGAUCGUAUAUACUUCGCGAUGUUAAUUAUUGCUGUGGUGUUUAGCGAAUAAGUUUGUUACUGCACGUGACGGUUACAUUUUUUGACGGUGGUUUUUCUUUUGUAUUUAUGUGCACCUGAAGCGAGAGCAUAAAAGCUAUAUAAUGUAUUUUCUUUUUUGGCAACUGCGUUUUUAGUAAAAGAUUUACUUUAUAGUGGUUUUUCACCGCACUGCAGGAGUGAAAUGUACCGGAAAACCUAUACUCGAAAAUUCGCAGCACUAUAUACUAUAUACAGCCGAAAAUACAUUUUUCUUUAUAUAUCGAAAUAAAAUGGCUUUUGGGUUUUUUUUUUUUUUUUUUUAUGCUAUGUGGGUAGGCAGUUAUAUACAAUGUAUAUACUUAUACAGCGGGGCGUUGAAAUAAAUAAAUAAAAAAAAAAAAAAAAAAAAAAAAAAAAAAACCGUUGGCAGGUAGGUAUAUAGUAUAUUUCUCGAACGAAUAAUGCAAAACAACGUCAAUAAAUAUAAAACAACGGUUUUGGUGCGGUUUUUUUUUUUUUUAAUUUUUUUUAAUCUGUAACCGCGCGCGCGGCUUGUUGGCGAUAUAACGUACAGAUAUCGUUAUAUGUAUUUAUACACGUACACGCGUGUAUAUAGUUAUACGUACGUGUAUCGGAAUUAAUGGAAGCAGGUAGUCAAAUGGGUUUCAUAAUGUAUAUUCAACUGUCAUUCCGCAAAUUAAACCGUUGGGCUAACGAGAUUCAGAAAAUAUGUGUCGCCCCGGGGAACGGUUUACACGGCCAAUAAAUAAUCAUUAGCCCCGACAUUAUUAUACUGUGUAGAAAUCGGCAAUGUUACUGAAUAAUAUGUAUAUACGUUUGUGAAAAAAAAAAAAACCAGAAAUAUAGUUAGACGGACGUGAUACGCUUCUGUGAUGGGUUUCGUGUGCAGUGCUCGCGCGCGUAAAACACCACAAUGAUUCGUUGAUAUUUUUUUGUUUCUUUUUGAUCCUCUGAUCGACAUUGUAUUUUAUAGGUUUCCAAAGCAAAUAGAUAAGCGAACAGAAAAAAUACUAAGGUUCGCGUUAGCUUUUUAAAGCGAACGAUAGUAAUUUCCAGAAUUUUAUAUUGUUAUUUUUAUACAUUUUUCGAGACGAGCAACGAAAUAUCGCGUGAUGUACGGUGUCAAACAUUUGUUAUAGAUAACGUAUAUUGCAGUACAGUACUUAAGAGAGGUAGUUUUUAGAAAUGUUCAGUUCGCUGCCCCGGAAAAUGCGAAAAACCGGCGAAAAAAAAAUAGCGAGACGAAUUUUUAAGCAAGCGAUAAAAUUAUAUUUCCGAACUUUAUGUUCAAUACCAUUUUUCGAACGUAACGUUGAUUUCAAUAUACGUAUAUGUACAAAAAUUAACAAAAUUCGAUAUUUUGACAAAAACAGAUUUUCCCACAUUUUUAUCUCACAUCCCUUGAUCCCUAGUCAUGACGCCCCAUUCUCAGUUUUGCGAGAUUUGAACGGCGGUGGUUGAGAUGUUGAUGGUUUAGAACCACCAGAAGUCGGGAAUACUUUGGGAUUGAUAAAUUCUGAUAUUGAGGCUUGAGAUGAGACUGAGACAGGAGGAUUCUAUUUCUAAGCCUAACCAGUUUAAAAUUUUUCGGAGUGUGCAUUACUUGAACAUACUUAACAUACAUAUUUUAGAAGCUUUUUCCGUCAAAUUUAAACAGCUGCAAGCCGCCGUCCACCCAUAUUGAUCAAGGUAAUAUUAUAAUAAUAUAUACUUAGCACUGCGAACUUGAACGUUUAAUAACUUUCGAAAUUUUUUCCAAACAAUUCCGACGACGGCUAACAAGUGUUCGCCGAGUUUGUUAUAGAUUUGUGCCAGCUUCGCGUAACUGACUGGAUAAACGGACUUUUAUUAUUAUUAUUAUUAUUAUUUUUUUAUCGAUGUUCCAUAACCGUGUGGCAGUUAUUAUUUUAUUAAUAACGGCAAUAAAUCGGUACGAGGGGAGAGUGGAUAUGUUAAACUAUAAAAUUAUAAACCCGGUCGAUAAGUCACGGUAAUGUUUGUCGCGCGCGACAAUUUCAUCGGACAGUUAAAAUGAAAAUCAAACGGAGUAAUUACGGUUGCCUAUAAUAUAUUAAUGUAAUAUACAAUUAUUAUUGUAUACGAUGACGACAUAAAAAGAUCACGACUUACGAGACGGAAACCAGUUUCGACGAAGUGACUACGAAGAAGUUUAUAACGUAGUGAGUGUUAUUCUUAGUGCGCGGUGGCCGCCACUUACACGUUUAUUAUGUAUCAUUAUCGUAGAAGGUACGGGAGAGUAAAGGGGAAUUAAUACGUUAGGUAUAUUUUAUAUCUUCAUAUAUAUAUAUAUACACACACACACACACACACACACACAUAUGGUUGCCCGUAGAUUAUUUUUAUUCCAGUCGCAUUAUAAUAUGCAUAAAGCGACAAACAAUACCGACGAAAUUUCAUUCUUCUCUAAUGCUGUAGUGGAGCAGAAAAAAAAAAGGAGAGAAAAGAAAGUGGCGAAAAAAAAAAGAGCAAAUGAAUGAAUCAGGCGUUUGUAAAUUGUGUGUGUGUGCACAACACUAUACGUAUACCAUUUUGCAAUUUAUCUUUUUUCUUUUUUUUUUUUUUCGUACUCGGUUUUAAAACCGUCCUUUCCAUUUUGUUUAUAUAUAUUUACGAAAAACAAAUUGCUCUUCUCCAUUUUGUAAAACUAGAUAAAUUUAAAAAUGAACUAAUGUGACUUGAAUCCUCGUCUGACGCGCGAUAGCUUUUAUUAUUACUUUUUUUUCUUCUUUUUUUUUUUCUUUACGCCGUGAAAACAGUAUAAUUUGUUUUCAAUCUUUUAUAAACCCGUCGCAAAGACCGAACAUAUUUAUAUCCAAGUAAAUUAUUAUUAUUAUUAUUAUUAUUAGGCAGGCUCCUACGUAAUUUAUUCGUCACGAUUACUUGUAGUAAAACCGUGACGCGUAAACAAUUAUUCGGGGUGGGGGGAGGUUUUUUUUUUAAAUUUAAUCUAUUCUUAGGCCGGAUCAGUAAAUAAAGCGCGUAGGUAAUAAAAACGAAGAACAUAAAACGCGUAUAUAUAAAUAUCGAUUAUCUCCGCGGAGGUUUAUUUCGUAAGCUUUUUAGCGAUAGGGCGCGCGUGACCCGCAGUUUGAAAAAUGCAUUGCGAUAGUCACACGGGAAAUUAUUACCCGCGCGCGGGUAUAAAUUUUCAGUCGGAAAUUAAAAUGUAUAACUCCUUUCGCUGCCGUCUCGAAAAAAAAAAAAAAAAACUGACCGUUCGGUAUAUAUUAAUCGUUUCGUUUCCUCAGGUUCGUUAUUUUGGUAUUUUUCGUUUUAAAAAAAAAAUUCUCCGGACUUGCCGGCAAUACGUUAACGUUUCGUCCGGGCCGUCCAAUUUACGCGGUAUUUGGCGGCGGCACGGAAACGUACAUUAUAAUAAUUCGAAAACUCCAUAAACGUAAAAACCGAUCCCGGUCUAAAAGUACCGCGAGCACAACGCCAGCCCACCGGGGGGAGGGGGGGGUGAAAUACUUCCAAGUAUAUUGUAGGCAAUUAAGGUCGUUUCGUUUACUCGCCGCUAUUUCCUGAUCGUUUCGAACAUACACCACGGCAUCCCAUUUAAAUUACCGAGAAAUAGACACCGAUAUUUUGACAAUACUUUUACCCAUAGGUAUUACGAUUAACUGGUUUUUUCUCGAUUUGUUACAGUACUGCAUGGAUUCGGACACUUCGGACAAGACGCUGUUCCCGACGUUCGCCCGCACCAGGCCGCCGGACACGCAGAUAUCGAAAUCGGUGGCCGCGGUCCUAGUGGCCUUUAA